AGGUUCAGCAAUGGCAACCUACAUACCUUUGACAAGUAAAUGCUGCAUGAGAUACAUUAAGCUAAAAUCAGAAUAAACUUUUCUUAAAUCUUGAAGCCUUACAAAUCCUCGUUUGUCUAUAAAAACAGGAUGAGCAAAGGCCACAUGAUACCACUAGUGGACAUGGCCAGGCAAUUUGCUCGGCGUGGUGUGAAGGCAACCCUUGUCACGACUCCUCUCAACGCACCUAAAUUCUCCAAAACAAUCCAAAGAGACAGAGAGCUGGGCAGUGAUAUUAGCAUCCGUACGACCGAGUUCCCUUGCAAGGAAGCUGGAUUGCCAGAUGGCUGUGAAAACUUAGCUUCUACUACUAGUACAGAAAUGACCCUGAAAUUCAUCAAAGCCCUGUACUUGUUUCAACAACCAGUUGAACAGUUCCUAGAAGAAGAUCAUCCAGAUUGUCUAAUAGCAGGCACUCUCUUCCCUUGGACUGUUGACGUUGCAGCCAAGCUGGGAAUUCCAAGACUAGUUUUCAGUGGCACCGGUUUUCUUCCUCUUUGUGCUUAUCACAGUUUGAUGGAACACAAACCUCACUUGACGGUCGAAUCUGACACAGAAGAGUUCAUCAUCCCUGGCCUUCCUCACACAAUAAAGAUGUCAAGACAACAGCUUUCUGACCAUAUAAAGGAUGAAACAGAAAACCCAAUGACUGAAAUAAUUAAAGAUGUGAUGAUAGCAGAAAUGACUAGUUAUGGAGCUAUUGUAAACAGCUUUUAUGAGCUAGAACCAAAUUAUGUAAAACAUUACAGGGAAGGGGUAGGGAGAAAAGCAUGGCACAUUGGUCCAGUUUCACUCUGCAAUAAAGACAAUGAAGAUAAAGCUCAAAGAGGACAAGAAAUCUGCUUUUCUGAGCAUCAGUGUUUAGAUUGGCUCAAUUCCAAGAAACCAAAAUCAGUCAUUUACAUCUGUUUCGGCAGCAUGUCGAUCUUUUCAUCGGCUCAGUUGCUUGAGAUAGCAAUGGCUCUUGAAGCUUCAGACCAGCAAUUUAUUUGGGUGGUGAAGCAAAAUACAACAAAUGAAGAGCAGAAUGAGUGGAUGCCAGAAGGAUUUGAGGAAAAGUUGAAGGGACGAGGUCUGAUAAUAAAAGGAUGGGCACCACAGGUGCUGAUCCUUGAUCAUGAAGCCAUUGGAGGUUUUGUCACUCACUGCGGAUGGAACUCGUCGCUGGAAGGAGUAACUGCUGGAGUUCCAAUGGUUACGUGGCCACUGUCAGCGGAGCAAUUUUUUAAUGAAAAGCUGCUCGUAGAGAUUUUAAAGAUAGGAGUUCCAGUAGGUGCUCAGGCCUGGUCGCAAAGAACAGACAGCAGAGUCCCAAUAAACAGGGAAAACAUACAGAGAGCAGUGACCAAACUGAUGGUUGGCCCGGAAGCUGAGGAUAUGCGAAGCCGUGCAGCUGCCUUAGGAAAAUUGGCUAAAAUGGCCGUGGAGAAAGGUGGAUCCUCGGACAACAGCUUGGUUUCCUUACUAGAAGAAUUGAGGAAGAAGCAAAGCAACUCCAACUGAUGGGAAUUAGUCCAUAUAUGAUCAAACUAGACUGCUAAUAAAAAUGAGUAGGUUUAUCUACUAGACAUCUUUGUAUUUGUGUAAACACAGUUCAAGAGAAUUCAACAUUAUGAGCAGGAAGGAAGACAUAAGCAAGAAGAAAAGGAAAAUAUGGAUAUGAUAAAUUCUUCAGCAUCAAAUGAAAUAUUUUAAAGAAUAUGUCCCAUCUUAUUUAAAUCAAUUCCAGGAAUAACAAAAAGUGUGUUUAAUUAUUCAAUUAUGUAUACCAUUUUAAGUAUGCAA
This is a messenger RNA of Nicotiana attenuata, 1824 nucleotides long. RefSeq names its product scopoletin glucosyltransferase-like. Lineage: Eukaryota; Viridiplantae; Streptophyta; Magnoliopsida; Solanales; Solanaceae. Gene Ontology annotation, molecular function: UDP-glycosyltransferase activity. The transcript is spliced from 2 exons. The record is from RefSeq and is a predicted model, not a curated record. The coding region runs from base 130 to 1542 and encodes 470 amino acids.